Molecule: messenger RNA, 582 nt
Organism: Oldenlandia corymbosa var. corymbosa
Lineage: Eukaryota; Viridiplantae; Streptophyta; Magnoliopsida; Gentianales; Rubiaceae
Source: the annotation of a GenBank genome assembly
AUGAAGUCUAUUGACUUGGAGGAGUCCUGCUCUCCCCUCCGGAAGGAGCUAGAGGAUGCUCAAGAUGAGUUGAAAGUGGCUAAGGAUGGCCUUGAACUUGUUCAAAUGGAAAAAGCUAGCUUAGAGAAGAGGGUUGUGGAAUUGGGUGAUGCUUCUGCUCAGACCCAAGAGGAGAACAAGAAUCUCAUCAAAGAGCUUGAGAUGCUUGAGGGUUUAUCCGAGUCUGUGUUUCAGAGGCAGUUCAAAAGGUUGUCUUAUUAUCAGAAAGCUAUUGGGGAGCACAAGAUAGCAUUGCACUACCAUCCAUCUUUUGAGGGUGUGAAGCUAGAGAAAAUGCCUGGUUCCAAUCCCAAUGCAGUUGUCAAGGCCGAGGAAGCUAAAGGGGCUCUUCACCACCUGACUCUGGAUUAUCAUAAAGUCUUGGCUGACAACGCUCAGAAUCCUACUCCCAUACUUAUGGGUAUUCAUGCUAAGCGUCUAAUACCCAAUCCGAAGGCCAGUACUUCCCAUACUAUGGCAGCGCAAGAGACUUCUGGUACUAGAGAUGGUGAAGGGGUGGUGAACCAGGCAAAAACAUCUUGA